Messenger RNA from Dipodomys ordii (Ord's kangaroo rat), 1916 nucleotides. RefSeq names its product coagulation factor XII (Hageman factor) (gene F12). The transcript has 14 exons. The coding region runs from base 1 to 1836 and encodes 611 amino acids. The record is from RefSeq and is a predicted model, not a curated record. Lineage: Eukaryota; Metazoa; Chordata; Mammalia; Rodentia; Heteromyidae. Gene Ontology annotation, biological process: zymogen activation; blood coagulation. Gene Ontology annotation, molecular function: calcium ion binding; serine-type endopeptidase activity. Gene Ontology annotation, cellular component: extracellular region; rough endoplasmic reticulum.
AUGAGGGUUGUGCUGCUCCUGGGGUCCCUGCUCAUGGGCCUGGACUCGGUGAUCUCGGUGCCCCCUUGGAAGACCCCCAAGGAGUUUAAGCUGGGAGCCAGAUCGGGAGGUGGAGCUCCCACAGCAGGUGUUGUCACGGUGUCCGGGGUACCCUGCCACUUCCCUUUCCAAUACCACCGCCGACUGUACCACACCUGCACCCACAAGGGCCGGCCGGGCCACCGGCCCUGGUGCGCUACCACACCCAACUUCGAUCAGGACCAGCAAUGGGAGUACUGCCUGGAACCCAAGAAGGUGAAAGACCACUGCAGCAAACACAACCCGUGCCAUGGAGGAGGGACGUGCGUGAACCUGCCCAGCGGCCCGCACUGCCUGUGUCCGGAGCCCCUCACUGGCAAGCAUUGUCAGAAAGAAAAGUGCUUUGAGCCUCAGCUCCUCCGCUCUUUCCACGAGCACGAGACGUGGCUCCGCGCCGAGCCCACUGGGGUGGCCAGAUGCCAGUGCAAGGGUCCUGAGGCCCACUGCAGGUCACUCGCCAGCCAGGCCUGCAGCCGCGAUCUUUGUCUAAACGGAGGCCACUGCCUGGAGGCUGAGGGCCACCCGCUGUGUCGGUGCCCUGCGGGCUAUUCUGGAACUUUCUGCGAGUUGGACAUGGAGGCCAAAUGCUAUGAAGGCCGAGGUCUCAGCUACCGGGGCCUCGCCCAGACCACCAUCUCUGGAGCCCCCUGUCAGCGGUGGUCCUUCGAGGCCACCUUCCGAAACAUGACCCAGCAGCAAGCACUGAUCUGGGGACUAGGCCAACACGCCUUCUGCCGGAACCCAGAUAAUGACACCCGCCCUUGGUGCUUCGUCUGGAGUGGCGACAGGCUGAUCUGGGAGUACUGUGACCUAGCACCGUGCCCGUCCCCAUCCCCACCCUCGCUCCCCCUGGGGCGGCAGGAGCUGCCCAUGCCCAGGCCGUCGGCCACGACCCCUGCUCCCCUUCCAUCCCAGUCCCCAGGUACUGAGGCAGAGGAAGGAGAUCCCUCGGCCCUGCCCAGGGUAGGCUCCUUGGCCUGUGGACAGCGGAUCCGGAAGCGCCUGUCCCCACUCAGCCGCGUGGUUGGCGGGCUCGUGGCUCUGCCCGGGGCGCACCCCUACAUUGCUGCACUGUAUUGGGAUCACAGUUUCUGCGCGGGUAGCCUCAUCCACUCCUGCUGGGUGCUGACCGCGGCGCAUUGCCUGCAGAACCGGCCUGCACCCGAGGAACUGAGUGUGGUACUUGGCCAGGACCGGUACAACCAGAGCUGUGAGCAGUGCCAGACAUUGGCCGUGCGUUCCUACCACCUGCACCAGGCUUUCUCAUCCAUCACCUACCAGCAUGACCUGGCCCUUCUGCGCCUGCAGGAGGGCCCUGACGGCAACUGUGCACGCCUGUCGCCUUUUAUUCAACCCGUAUGCCUGCCCAGCAGCCCUGCCCCAUCCUCUGAAGCCCAGGCCUCCCUCUGCGAGGUGGCCGGCUGGGGCCACCAAUUCGAAGGGGCAGAGGAAUAUUCCACGUUCCUGCAGGAAGCUCAGGUCCCUUUCAUCUCCCUGGAGCGCUGUUCUGCCUCCCAUGUGCACGGAGAUGCCAUCUUUCCAGGAAUGCUCUGCGCUGGCUUCCUCGAAGGGGGCACCGAUGCAUGCCAGGGCGACUCUGGGGGCCCGCUGGUGUGUGAGGACCAGGAGGCAGAAGGCCGACUGACCCUGCGAGGUAUCAUCAGUUGGGGCUCGGGAUGUGGCGAUCGCAACAAGCCAGGCGUGUACACGGAUGUGGGCAGCUACCUGGAGUGGAUCCAGGAGCACACAGCCUCCUGAUACUUGGCCAUUGUCUCCUGGAUGGCUCUGGAAGAGUGGCUGGGGUGUGAUCAUGGAAAAGAUGGUGAAGAAUGUGUUAC